CGAGUCCGUUUCUCGAACACUCUGUGGAAGCGCUAUAUAUAAAGCCGCCGCGCGCGCUGUUCCCUCAUCAUUGUACACGCGCGUCCGUAGAGACAGGCUUAAAGACGGUUGUUAUAAAGUCUUUAGCUAUUUCACGUUAAAAGACUCCAGUCGAGAUGCCAGAAGAACAUGACCAACCAAUGGAGGAGGAGUCAGAGACUUUUGCCUUCCAGGCAGAAAUUGCCCAGUUGAUGUCUCUGAUCAUCAAUACCUUCUACUCAAACAAAGAAGUCUUCCUCAGGGAGCUAAUCUCUAACUCCUCAGAUGCAUUGGACAAAAUUCGAUACGAAAGUCUGACUGACCCAAGUAAGCUAGAUUCUGGGAAAGACCUGAAGAUUGAAAUCAUUCCAAACAAAGAGGAUCGUACACUGACCAUCAUUGACACUGGCAUCGGUAUGACCAAGGCUGAUCUCAUCAACAACCUGGGAACAAUCGCCAAGUCUGGAACCAAGGCGUUCAUGGAGGCUCUGCAGGCCGGAGCUGACAUCUCUAUGAUUGGUCAGUUUGGUGUGGGUUUCUACUCAGCCUACCUGGUAGCUGAGAAAGUCACAGUCAUCACCAAACACAAUGAUGAUGAGCAGUAUGCCUGGGAGUCAUCUGCUGGUGGCUCAUUCACAGUGAAAGUGGAAAACUCUGAACCAAUUAACCGUGGAACAAAAGUUAUUCUGCAUUUGAAAGAGGAUCAGACAGAAUACAUUGAUGUGAAGCGUAUUAAGGAGAUUGUGAAGAAGCACUCACAGUUCAUUGGCUAUCCAAUCACAUUAUAUGUGGAGAAAGAACGUGACAAGGAGGUGAGUGAUGAUGAAUGUGAGGAGGAAAAAGAGAAGGACAAAAGUGAGGAGGAAGGAGAGAAAGAUGAUGAUAAGCCAGAGAUUGAAGAUGUUGGCUCUGAUGAAGAAGACCAUGACAAGAGCACAGAUAAAAAGAAGAAGAAGACAAUCAAGGAGAAGUAUAUUGACCAAGAAGAGCUCAAUAAGACCAAGCCUUUGUGGACCCGCAACCCUGAUGACAUCACUAAUGAGGAGUAUGGAGAGUUCUACAAGAGCCUGACGAAUGAUUGGGAGGAUCACCUUGCUGUUAAACAUUUCUCGGUGGAAGGACAGCUGGAGUUCCGUGCCCUGCUCUUUGUACCCCGCAGAGCUCCUUUUGAUCUUUUUGAGAAUAAGAAAAAGAAGAACAACAUUAAGCUUUAUGUGCGCAGAGUCUUUAUCAUGGACAACUGUGAUGAACUUAUUCCAGAGUAUCUCAACUUCAUCAAGGGUGUGGUAGACUCUGAGGAUUUACCCUUGAACAUCUCCAGAGAGAUGCUGCAACAGAGUAAGAUCCUCAAAGUCAUCCGAAAGAACCUGGUGAAGAAGUGCCUUGAGCUCUUCACAGAACUUGCAGAGGACAAGGACAACUACAAGAAGUAUUAUGAACAGUUUUCCAAGAAUAUCAAGCUUGGUAUCCAUGAGGACUCCCAGAAUAGGAAAAAACUCUCUGAGCUGCUGCGUUACUACACCUCUGCCUCUGGGGAUGAGAUGGUGUCCCUUAAAGAUUAUGUCACCCGCAUGAAGGACACUCAGAAGCAAAUCUACUACAUUACUGGUGAGACCAAAGAACAGGUGGCCAACUCUGCCUUUGUGGAACGGCUGCGCAAAGCUGGCUUGGAGGUGAUCUACAUGAUUGAGCCUAUUGAUGAAUACUGUGUUCAGCAGCUGAAGGAAUUUGAGGGAAAGAACCUGGUGUCGGUGACCAAGGAGGGUCUGGAGCUGCCCGAGGACGAAGAGGAAAAGAAGAAGCAAGAGGAGAAGAAGGCACGGUUUGAGAACCUGUGCAAGAUCAUGAAGGACAUCCUUGAAAAGAAGGUUGAGAAGGUCACUGUCUCCAAUCGCCUGGUUGCCUCCCCCUGCUGCAUUGUGACCAGUACAUAUGGCUGGACAGCCAACAUGGAGAGGAUCAUGAAGGCCCAAGCUCUGAGGGACAACUCCACCAUGGGCUACAUGGCUGCCAAGAAGCACCUAGAGAUCAAUCCUGAUCACCCUAUUGUUGAAACCCUGCGGCAAAAAGCAGAAGCUGACAAGAAUGACAAAUCAGUAAAGGACCUGGUAAUCUUGCUAUUUGAGACUGCCCUGCUCUCUUCAGGCUUCACCCUUGAUGAUCCUCAGACACAUUCAAACCGCAUCUACAGAAUGAUCAAGCUGGGCUUGGGCAUUGAUGAGGAGGACCUGUCAACCGAAGAGCCUAGUUCUGCUCCCACUGAGGACAUGCCACCCUUGGAAGAGGAUGAUGACGCAUCCCGCAUGGAGGAGGUUGAUUAAAACUGCUGUAUAUGUAUUUCAGUUCAUAAUUCUGUAAAUAGUACAGGUUGUAAAUGGGUGGGCUCCUUGAGUUGUGCCUGGGUGACUGCAGUUGUGUAAGCAGUGACUGCCACCAGGAAUAAAAAAUAAAAUGAUGCAUGUACUUAUCAGUAAGACUGUAUUUUUUAUAAGUUUUCCAGAUACAGUUUUUCUGCCACUGUUCUAAAUUUAAAACUUUAGAACGGUGUUAGACUUACUCUGUGUCUGGAAACCUACAUCUCAGUGUAUGUACAAUGACCUAGUGAUGGUUACAUGCAACACUCUAACACUUGGAAUACCAAGUUAUGUCAGAGACUGCUUCUUAGUUGUGCAGCUGUACCUGGCUAAGUGCCUGGGUGCUAAUUGAGCCCACUUGGUAUUGAUUUUAGUUAUUUAUGUUCUUGUUCUUUCAUGACCUUUCAAAUCAGGAUUGCUGUGUUAAGUGCGCCUGGUCCCUUUUUUCCCCAGUUAUGAUUUUUUUUGUAUUUUGUGUGGUAUAUGCAUUUUUGUCUUUAUUUACAUUUCACAAACCUUUAUUUUGACAAGUGUAAUAAACUUUCUCUGCUACUGUAAGUUUGCUGUUCAAAUUUUAAAAUAAAUUUAAAUUAAAAUCA
This is a messenger RNA of Tachysurus vachellii, 2971 nucleotides long. RefSeq names its product heat shock protein 90, alpha (cytosolic), class A member 1, tandem duplicate 2 (gene hsp90aa1.2). Gene Ontology annotation, molecular function: ATP binding; ATP-dependent protein folding chaperone; ATP hydrolysis activity. The coding region runs from base 156 to 2339 and encodes 727 amino acids. Gene Ontology annotation, biological process: cellular response to heat; protein stabilization; protein folding. The transcript has 11 exons. Gene Ontology annotation, cellular component: myelin sheath; nucleus; plasma membrane. NCBI's taxonomy places the organism in Eukaryota, Metazoa, Chordata, Actinopteri, Siluriformes, Bagridae. The record is from RefSeq and is a predicted model, not a curated record.